AUGACUAAUCGAUACGAUCGUGAUGAUCCAAGGCGACUUUAUUCGCCGGUUCCGCCAGACGGAAGAACCCGAAGGAACUACGUUAAGGCUCCUUCAACAGAUAUUUACACGUAUACUACCGAGACUGGAAGCUCUGAUGAUCCGGAAAAAGCUGAACGUAAUUGUUCGGAUUGGAUGAAAUAUGGCAUUUUCACUGCAAAUAUUGUUUUUUUGGUUGUUGGAGGAAUAUUGCUAGCUAUGGGAGUGUGGCUUCGAACAGACAGUCGAUUUCGGGAAUUCAUAAGCGAAAGAUACCGUCAAGCUGUUGAAAAUGCAUUCUGGGAAGCGCCAACAUUAUUCGCUUUUUCCUAUAUUAUCAUUGUUAUGGGUUGUUGCAUGAUUGUAAUUGCGAUGUUUGGUUGCUGUGGUACAACCGGAAAAUCUCGCUUAUUCCUCAUCAUUUACACCAUAGCAGUUUUCCUGCUUCUCAUCGCUACAUUGGCUUGCGGUAUCUACCUUCUCUACAAAAAAGAUGGAAUUGACGUUGAGUUGUCCGAUGCCUUGAAUUACAUGGUUCAACAUUAUUAUAUGGGGCCUGGAGUAGUUCAGGAAGCUCUCGAUCGUUUGCAGACAACAUUUCGAUGUUGUGGUAACGCAGGCUGUUCCGAUUUUAGAGUCUUUCGUCAGGACAUUCCGCGAUCUUGCGAUAUUCGAUGUGACGGAUGCCACUAUAGAAUUAUGGUUGCUUUGCGUAUUGGAUUUUCAGUGACCCUCAUUGUCUUCUCUGCUGUUGUCUUGUGUCAAGUUCUUGCCAUAAUAUUUGCGCUUUACUUUGUCUUCAUGACAAAAAAAGAAGUCCGAAUUGUUUACGUCGAACCUCAGACGUCACGUCGAGAACCAACCGUUCUGACUCGAGAUGCCCUCAGGCAACAUGAUUUACCCUAUGGUCUUAAACAAAGCGUUGUGUCGAGAAAGAAAUUUUACUAUUAA
Caenorhabditis bovis is the source of this 969-nucleotide messenger RNA. NCBI's taxonomy places the organism in Eukaryota, Metazoa, Nematoda, Chromadorea, Rhabditida, Rhabditidae. The record is from the annotation of a GenBank genome assembly.